AUGUCGCAGCGGGAGACCCGCCCGACCGGAGCAGUCUCCCCUUUCAAGAGGCAUCGCAAGACGGUUGUGAGCUAUGACAAGUGUGCCAUGGAAGCUUUGGUGGCAAACGAAGAAGCCGCAGAGCAUGAGGAAGCCGUGUGCUGGCCUGCUGCACAGUGUUACCGAGAGCUCGUGCACAUGGUCAGCACCUGGAUGCCGGAGAUUCGUGUGAACUCAGAAGGGGACUAUGCAUUCUCAUUACGCUUUGUAGUUGCAGCGAUUCUACUCACCUUGUUUCUGACUUUAUUGGGGCCGUUCGUGGCUCCAAUUGCGAUCGCUUUAGUUGCUCUUCGGAGUACUGAAUGGAACUGCUUGCAUGGCUUGUCACAGAUCUUCAUGGUUGGGCUUACCGCCUUUCCCCUGUACCUUCUGUGGACUAUGACCGCAGUGGCCUUUCGAAUGGACACCCUGCAAGAGUUCAGAAAGGCCGAGAAUUCCGUCCUGGAGCUUUGUGGCCCCUUCCUAUGCCUUCUUAUCUUGUCUCUGGUAUUUCUGGCAGAGGUCUGCCACUACUGCAUCGAAGAAAGCACUGGCCGGAUGCUCUUGGACGAACUCUCGGAGAUCCAGGAGCAGGAUUCUUUCAGCGGUCGGAUGUUGGAUACGCAGGACUUGCACGACUUCGGCAGUAAGAUACAGGAGGUCCUGAACUACCUGCAUCGGUACAUCCGGAAGAAGCCAGUUAGCAUCUUCGGAGCUGAGUCUCCUGGGGUCCUAACGAGCAGGUUCAUGAAGGUGAUGCUGCGGAUGAUCAUCAUAAACUCGCCAGAAGACAACCCUCAGGCAGAGUCGCAGGAGCUUCGUGGAAUGCUUCAGGAUGCCUCCGUGAUUACCAAGCAAUUCUCGCCUCUUCGGCUAUUGGUUCUCGUGACGGUCAGCCUGAUUCCCGCGCUGUUUCCGGCCAUCUGCCGCUUUAUCAGCGGGCACGACGACUUUAUGCUCACAGACCACAUCAACGUGUGGCGUUGCCGGCAGGCAUACUUGUUCAUGGCCUUUCUUACAACUAUGAUGCUGAUCAGCACCUGUCAUGAUCUCAUCCAAAGCCUUGACAAAAUCCAGCUCUCCACUCUCGCAACCAUGUACCUCGCUGCCCCCAGAAAGCGCCGGGCGGUAUUGGUGGCAAUAUACAAGGCCCGCUUUGACAAGCUCAUCCUGCAUGCGGAAGGCGCACAGGAAUCCGUUCCCCUCGUGGAAGCAGAAGCUGCGUUGCUGCAACGUGAGGAUGCCCCAAAUCCGGAUGACGUCACUGCGCCGGCACUGCUUUCGCGGGGCUUCGGCCAUCUCAGAUUCGUCUUGUCCAGGCCAAGCUGGUUAACUUCGGGAAGCCCUCGUGCGUCGGAGGACGCGGCGAGUCCUGAUCCCAGGAGCUCAGCUUCCUUAGGAUCCCUUGGAAUGCGUGGGAAUCGACCGGUGCCGAUCCUCCAGAGGAACCUGAACGACAAUGUCAAUGACCGGGUCUCCUACUUAGCCACGAGGAGGUUUGCAGCCCUGCAGCUUCUCGCACGGGCAGACUGCCUGGUGUUGGAGUCAAAGUCCCAAGUAGUUCUCCUGGUCCUAGCAUUCAUUAUGAUCAUGUGCGCCGUGAUUCUCGCUUGCUCGGUUGGCCUGCUGCAUGGCCAGCAUGCCAUCACACCUUUGUUCUGCAUGGUGUUCCUGCCCAUUGUUCUGAUCGUGAUGCUGGACAUCAUGAACAAGUUAGUCGACCUCGAGAAUUACUUCUAUGAGGACACCUUGAAGAUUCUCCAGAGCUGGCGAGAGCGAAUGGAGCGUCUUCGAUAUGCCGUCACGAUUGACGAAGUCAUAUCCGAAGAACGCACACAUGUGGACAGCUUCUUCACGAGUCACUGGCUUGCAGCUGCAACAACUAACAACUACUACUAUCACCUGUACUACUACUACUACUACUACUAUUAUUACUACUACUACUACUACUACCUAGUACUACUACUACUACUACUACUACUACUACUGCUACUACUACUACUGCUCCUCCUACUGCUACGGCUACUGCUACUGCUACUGCUACUGCUACUGCUACUGCUACUGCUACUGCUGCUACUACUACUACUACUACUACUACUACGACGACGACGACGACGACGACGACCACAACUAGGACUGUUCCUAUUACUAGCAACGACACUGUCUCUGCCAGUGUCAUGGAUAGUAUGCGCUACCACUAUCUCUAAGACAAUUGAUCAUCAACUGGUAGACUUAUGUGAGGUGUUGGCGAGGCUCCUCAGUCUUUGUUCUUCAAUGCAGACAGUCUAA
Molecule: messenger RNA, 2307 nt
Organism: Symbiodinium necroappetens
Lineage: Eukaryota; Dinophyceae; Suessiales; Symbiodiniaceae
Source: the annotation of a GenBank genome assembly